This is a messenger RNA of Zychaea mexicana, 1539 nucleotides long. RefSeq names its product APG9-domain-containing protein. Gene Ontology annotation, cellular component: autophagosome; phagophore assembly site. The record is from RefSeq and is a predicted model, not a curated record. The transcript has 9 exons. The coding region runs from base 1 to 1539 and encodes 512 amino acids. Gene Ontology annotation, biological process: protein localization to phagophore assembly site; autophagy of mitochondrion. NCBI's taxonomy places the organism in Eukaryota, Fungi, Mucoromycota, Mucoromycetes, Mucorales, Lichtheimiaceae.
AUGACAACACUUGAUCGCACUACUUGGCGCUGGGCCAAUGUCAACGAUCUGGACGAUUUUUUUCAAAGAGUGUAUGAUUACUAUCAGGGACGAGGCAUAACGCUCGCAUUUGUGAUUGGAUUCUCUACGUUCUUGAUCGGAUGUGUUGACUAUUCAGAGAUACCUCAUCAUACGUCCUUAUCGGACGUCUUGGUGCCUCAGUGUAUAUCAAGAUUAUCAGGCACAACCACUAUGUUUUUAGUCAUAUUUAUCCUGUGGUGGGCAUGGCAAGCACUACGCUUCGUAUUGGAUUGGCCAGCAUUGAAGGAAAUGCAUGAUUUCUACCAUCAUUUGCUUGAGAUACCAGAUGAAGAUAUCCAAACUGUAGCGUGGCAAACAGUAUUGGAACGAAUAACCAAUAUCCAUGAAAGCAAUCCGACCACGGCCAGUACAUCACCUUAUCGUGUGGACGAACAUGCAGUAACGAGCCGGAUCAUGCGACAAGAAAACUACCUGAUUGCUCUAUUCAACAAACGUACCUUGGACAUUACGAUUCCUUCGCCUGGUUUACGAAACAUGCAUUUGUUCACUCGCGACUUGGAAUGGAACGUGGCAUUCUGUGUGCUGAGCUACGUGUUCGAUGAACGAGGUCAGCUGCGCAAGCGCUUUUUACAUGAAAAGAAUCGCGCAAUUUUAGCGGCUGGGCUCCGUCGACGACUUGUAUUUAUGGGGUGGCUUAAUUUUAUCUUUGCACCAUUCAUUUUGGUGUACCUGCUUGCCUUUUUCUUUUUCCGGUAUUUCGAGGAAUAUCACAAAAAUCCAAGCGAAAUCGGCACGCGAGCGUUUUCACCUUACGCGAAAUGGAAGUUUCGUGAAUUCAACGAGUUGCCCCAUUUCUUCAAGGCUCGACUCAGCAGCUGCAACAGUCUAGCAAACAGAUAUGUCGACCAGUUUCCAAAGGAAAAGACUGCCCUUCUUGCUAGAUUUGUUGCGUUCAUUUCAGGAUCGUUUGCUGGGGUGCUGUUUGUCGUGACCAUGUUUGACUCGGAAGCGUUACUGAACUUUGAGAUCUCACCAAACGGCACGAUUCUUUUUUACUUGGGCCUGUUUGGUGGUGUAUUUGCUGUGAGUCGCGGUAUGAUUCCGGACGAGCACUUGAUCUUUGAACCCGAAGAGCUGUUGCAACAAGUCAUGAAGUUUACCCACUAUUGUCCAGAAGAAUGGCGUGGCAAGUUACACACGGACGAGGUUCGAGGACAAUUCUGCCAGCUUUUUACAUACAAGGCGAUGCUGUUUGUGCAAGAGCUUUUGAGCGUGAUCUUCACUCCUCUGGUACUCUGGUUUUCGCUGCCGACGUGUGCGGAGCAAAUUAUUGAUGCAUUCCGGGAGUUUACGGUUCAUGUGGAUGGACUUGGCUACGUGUGCAGUUUUUCACAGUUCGAUUUCAAUAAACAUGGUGAUGCCAAGUACGGCGCACAAACUCGAGCAGAAGAUGAGCACUUGAUGAGUAACGACGGCAAGAUGGAAAAGAGUUUCUUGAACUUCAAGAUAAAGAAAUGA